AUGGUUGCUGUUGAUGUAUCUAAUGGAGCUGAUGUACCAGAUAUUCUCUCAGAAGGAGAAACAGAUGACAGAGAACAGGCAAAACUUGAAGUAAAAGUUUGGGAUCCAGAUAGCCAUCUCACUGAUCAUCAGAUUGACCAAUUUUUAGUGGUAGCACGUUUCAUGCAAUGGAUACAUUACAUAAACACAACUAUGACCUGAGCAGUGCUAUUAGUGUUUUGGUUCCCCUUGGAGGUCCUGUUCUUUGUAGAGAUGAAAUGGAGGAAUGGUCGGCAUCAGAGGCUAGUUUGUUUGAAGAAGCCCUAGAGAAAUAUGGCAAAGACUUCAAUGACAUACGACAAGAUUUUCUUCCUUGGAAAUCUCUGACUAGCAUCAUUGAAUAUUAUUAUAUGUGGAAAACCACAGAUAGAUAUAUUCAGCAGAAACGUCUAAAAGCUGCUGAAGCAGAAAGUAAACUGAAACAAGUUUACAUACCAACUUACAACAAACCGAAUCCCAGUCAGAUAUCCAGCAAUAAUGGAAAACCAGGCGCCAUGAAUGGGGCAGUUGGAGCACCACACCAGACUCAGAACUCACUAAUAGGCCGUGCUUGUGAAAGUUGCUACAUUACACAGUCGCAUCAAUGGUAUUCCUGGGGUCCACCCAACAUGCAGUGUAGAUUAUGUGCACCAUGUUGGAUUUAUUGGAAAAAGUAUGGUGGUCUUAAAAUGCCAACUCUAACAAAUGAAGAUAGAUUUUCACCCAAUCAAACCACAGAGGAUUCAUGUGUCCGAACACAUAUGUCACGACAAGCAACUCAGGGCAUACCAGUCCGGAACACUGGUAGUCCAAAAUCUGCAGUGAAGACACGUCAAUCUUUCUUUCUUCAUACUACAUAUUUGACUAAACUUGCCCGCCAGGUUUGCAGAAAUACCUUACAACUGAAGCGAGCUGCAAGAAGACCUUUUG
Thamnophis sirtalis is the source of this 948-nucleotide messenger RNA. The record is from RefSeq and is a predicted model, not a curated record. Lineage: Eukaryota; Metazoa; Chordata; Lepidosauria; Squamata; Natricidae.